Molecule: messenger RNA, 2844 nt
Organism: Nycticebus coucang (slow loris)
Lineage: Eukaryota; Metazoa; Chordata; Mammalia; Primates; Lorisidae
Gene: SLC9A9
Product: solute carrier family 9 member A9
Exons: 16
Coding region: 180-2114 (644 amino acids)
Biological process (GO): proton transmembrane transport; regulation of pH; sodium ion transport
Cellular component (GO): membrane; recycling endosome
Molecular function (GO): sodium:proton antiporter activity
Source: RefSeq, a predicted model, not a curated record
AAACAGGAAGUUGUAACUAGAAGCCAUCUGAAUACUAAGCCUGAGCAGAAUGCUGGCGAAGUAGCACUAAAGUGGCAGUGUGUGUUCUGAAAUUCUCAGCUACCGACUGUCUUAGGCAGAUCUUGAUAAAAUAGCCCUUUUUCUGGUUUUCAUCUAAGGAAUCCCAAGCAGACCGGAGAAUGGAGAGACAGCGCAGGCUCACGUCAGUGAGGAAUGAGUAUCAGUUUCAACAUCAGGGAGCAGUGGAACUGCUUGUCUUUAAUUUCUUGCUCAUCCUUACCAUUUUGACAAUCUGGUUAUUUAAAAAUCAUCGAUUCCGCUUCUUGCAUGAAACUGGAGGAGCGAUGGUGUAUGGUCUCAUAAUGGGACUAAUUUUACGAUAUGCAACAGCACCAACUGAUAUUGAAAGUGGAACUGUCUAUGAUUGUGGAAAACUGUCCUUCAGUCCAUCAACGCUGCUGGUUAAUAUCACCAACCAAGUUUAUGAGUAUAAAUACAAAAGAGAAAUAAGCCAACACAACGUCAGUCCCCACCAAGGCAAUGCUAUACUUGAAAAGAUGACAUUUGAUCCAGAAAUCUUCUUCAAUGUUUUACUGCCACCGAUUAUAUUUCACGCGGGAUAUAGUCUAAAGAAGAGACACUUUUUUCAGAACUUAGGAUCUAUUUUAACAUAUGCCUUCUUGGGAACUGCCAUCUCCUGUAUCGUCAUAGGGUUAAUUAUGUAUGGUUUCGUGAAGGCCAUGAUGUAUGCUGGCCAGCUGGAAAAUGGAGACUUUCAUUUCACAGACUGUUUAUUUUUUGGUUCACUGAUGUCUGCUACAGAUCCAGUGACGGUGCUGGCCAUUUUCCAUGAACUGCAUGUUGACCCCGACCUGUACGCCCUCUUGUUUGGGGAGAGUGUGUUGAAUGACGCAGUGGCCAUCGUCCUUACGUAUUCUAUAUCCAUUUACAGUCCCAAGGAGAAUCCAAAUGCAUUUGACGCUGCAGCAUUCUUCCAGUCCGUGGGGAACUUCCUGGGGAUCUUUGCUGGCUCCUUUGCAAUGGGGUCUGCGUAUGCAGUUAUCACAGCACUGCUGACCAAAUUUACCAAGCUGUGUGAAUUCCCAAUGCUGGAAACAGGCCUGUUUUUCCUCCUUUCUUGGAGCGCCUUCCUGUCCGCCGAGGCUGCGGGUCUAACAGGAAUAGUUGCUGUUCUCUUCUGUGGAGUCACACAGGCACAUUAUACCUACAACAAUCUGUCGUUGGAUUCCAAAAUGAGGACUAAACAGUUGUUUGAAUUUAUGAACUUUUUGGCUGAGAAUGUCAUCUUCUGUUACAUGGGCCUGGCGCUGUUCACGUUCCAGAAUCAUAUCUUUAAUGCACUUUUUAUACUUGGAGCCUUUAUAGCAAUUUUCGUUGCCAGAGCCUGCAACAUAUAUCCUCUCUCCUUCCUCCUGAAUCUGGGCCGUAAACCGAAGAUCCCCUGGAACUUUCAGCACAUGAUGAUGUUUUCAGGUUUGCGAGGAGCGAUCGCAUUUGCCUUGGCUAUUCGGAACACUGAAUCUGAGCCCAAACAGAUGAUGUUUACCACCACGCUGCUCCUCGUGUUCUUCACUGUCUGGGUAUUUGGAGGAGGAACGACCCCCAUGCUGACUUGGCUUCGGAUCAGAGUUGGUGUGGACCUGGAUGAAAAUCUGAAGGAGGAGCCAUCUUCACACCAGGGAGCAAAUAACUCGGAUAAAGGCCCAAGAAAAGCAGACAGUGCUCGGCUCUUCAGAAUGUGGUAUAGCUUUGACCAUAAAUAUCUGAAACCAAUUUUAACACACUCUGGUCCUCCACUGACCACAACGUUACCUGAAUGGUGUGGUGCGAUUUCCAGGCUGCUCACCAGUCCUCAGGCCUAUGGGGAACAGCUAAAAGAGGAUGAUGUGGAAUGCAUCGUCAACCAGGACGAACUGGCCAUGAAUUACCAGGAACAAGCCUCCUCCCCCCAGAGUCCCCCUCCAAGGCUGGGUCCGGACCAGAAAGCUUCACCCCAGGCUCCAAGCAAGGAAAACAUUUAUGAGGGAGACCUUGGCCUAGGAGGCUAUGAACUCAAGCUUGAGCAAACUGCGGGUCAAUCCCAGUUGAAUUAAUUGGCAGGAAGAGUGCAAAUGUAAUCACAAGCGAUGCAGGGCUCGCUGGGAGGAGUAUAAGCCAAGCUGAUGAGGCAGUGUAGGGGAGAGACUGGAAAUGUAUUAAGAGCAUGAGUUGAAGAAAAUAGAAGCCUUAUCACAUAUAUCCUCUGGUGCCUGAAGAAAUGAGAAUUAUCAUCCCUUAAUAUUAUGCAACUGAGUUUAAGUUUUUGACAGCAGACAUUUCUGUUACUGGAUUGACUGGGGCAUGGGUGGGACAGUCAGGAGCCCAGCUGCAGGAAGGGUGAGACAGAGUCCUGGGCCUGGAGGGGGUUCCUGCUUCAUGUGAAGCUUUCUAGGCCCUUUACUUUAUUAAGGAAAGAGUUUAAAAUAAGAGUUCCUGAGAGUAAGCAUGUUGCUCCUAAACUGAAGGGAACAUCCAGCUACUUACUAAGGGUUAAGUUUAACAUUUUGGGGACUUGGCACCCACUGCUUCUCACUGAUCCCAGGGCUAUGUCCAGAGCUCAGAAAAGUGUUCAAUGCCCACCACUGAUGGCCUCAGAACCCACACCAAGUUAGGGAACCUACUGUUUUUGCUGGCAACCUUUCCACAUUACCUCUCCCACUGGUCCAAGGGCUUGCUUGCAGCUGGGUGUGCCCUGGUGCAAAAUGAAGUGCCACUUUUCCUGGUUGGUAGGACCCCUUCCAGGGAAAGUAGGCUCCUGUACCAAUACCAGGUCUUACCUGAAAA